Molecule: messenger RNA, 1350 nt
Organism: Entamoeba histolytica HM-1:IMSS
Lineage: Eukaryota; Evosea; Mastigamoebida; Endamoebidae
Exons: 1
Coding region: 1-1350 (449 amino acids)
Source: RefSeq, a predicted model, not a curated record
AUGAACAAUACAAACACAUCUUUCAGUAAAGAAGAAUUUGAACGAGCAAGGGGAAGAAGAGAAGCGUUUUCAAAAUUAGAAUAUAACCAAAAAGAUGAAACAAGGAGAUUAGUAGAACAAUUUUUAAUUAUUGGAUCAAAUAGUUCAGAAGAUAGUGAAGCAGAAAUUCUUUAUAGAUAUCCAGACAUUGAUAUUGAAAACUUUGAAUAUAAAAUUAUUUCAUUAUAUUGUUUUCCUGAAGGAUGUAAAACACAAAAAAAAGAAGCAACUUCAACUGAAGAUUUAUUUCAAAUAGAAAAGAGUAUUAAAGAAGGAUGUGUUAAUGUAAGUAACUUUUUUAGUUUAAAAAUGGCAAGUCCAAAAAAUGGGGUUGAAAGAAAUGGAUUAUGUUUUUCAAUAAAACGAAUUGAAAUUGAUAAACAAAAACCAUUAGUAUAUUAUGAAGAUGAAAUUAUUUAUAUGAUAGUUAGUACAAGUUCAUGUUAUCUUCUUUUAAUAGAAUUUAUAGAAGCAUUAAUAAUGAAUGAAAGAGAUAUAAAUUGGUUUAACACAAAUACUAUAACCAAAAAAACAUUUGAAAGUUAUUUUAAACAAUUUUUUAAUUUACCUGAAAAUUAUCAACAAACAGUGAAAUUAUCAUGGUGUAAAAAUUUACUUGAAAAUACUGAAUGUCCUUUAGGAUGUUGUUUAUUUAUUAGAGUUAUUCCAGUUGAAGAUUUAAUAAUUUUAUUAUCUGCAUUAGUUUUACAAAGAAAAUUAUUAAUUAAAAGUAAGAAUAGAUGUAUUUUAAGUGGUGCAAUAUCUUUUCUUACUCAAGCAAUUAAACCUUUUAGUUAUGAUUCACCUAUAAUUAGUGUAUUAAUAAAUGACCUUUUUGAUUUAAUUGAUUCUCCAACUCCUUUAUUAAUUGGAUGUAGUUCUUUACCAAAUGAAAUUCCUGAAAAUUCUAUUUUAUAUGAUAUUGAUGAUAAAUUUAUGCAAAAAUUCACUGAUGAUUUUAUUCUUCUUCCAAAUGCUAAUGAAAUUGCUUCUUCUAUUGAAAGUAUUAGAAAACCAUUAAAAAAUUGUAAAAACCAUCCAACUCAUUUUUGUUUAAAAGAACAUAGUCAAUAUAUUCAAUGGGCAUUACAAAAAAUUCAAAUUGAAUUUAGAUUAAUGGUAGAUAAUUUCGAUGAUUAUAUUGAAACUUUAAAAGAACCAGGAAAACCACAAAUUAGUUUAUUUAGAAAAAAAGAUUUUAUUGAAGAAGCUGAACCAAAAUAUCUUCCUUUUUUAAAAGAAUUUAGUAAAACUCAAAUGUUUGAAUCAUUUAUUAAUGAAAAAUUAGAUGCAUAUGAUUAUGGUAAAUAA